CGGUGGCGGCACAGACCGAGCUGCGAUGGCUCCGCUCCGCCGCCUCUGCCUGUGCGCGCUCCUCGCUCUGCUGCCGCCGCCUCCCGCCGCACCGGCACCGGCACCGGCACCGGCCCCGGCCCCGCUCCGCCGGCCGGACUGGGCCGCCUGCCGGGUCCUGUCCCGGGAGCUGUCGCGGCUGCUGGCGGCGGUCAGAGAGCCGCACCCGGUGCUGGAGGGGCUGCAGCUGCUGGAGGACGAACCCCAAAAUUGGCCCCCCCGGAUCCGCUGCAGCGACGCCUGCGACCCCCUGACCCUGGAGAGCAACCACACGCGCUGCCUGCACCGGAUCCACCAGGCGCUGCAGCACUACCGGGACCUGCUGGGCUCCGACAUCUUCCGGGAGCAGCCGCAGCCCCAGCUGGAGACCACCAUGGAGCAGCUGCUGCGCCACGUCCCGGACGGGCACGGUCGCCCCUCCCGGCACCUCCUGGCCCCCACCAAGGAGUGGGAGCAGCCGCUGCAGCGGCACCUGGCCCUGAAGCGGCUCCGCUCCUUCGCUGCCCUCAUCGGCCGCGUCUUCAACCACAGCGCCCGCUGAGCCCCCCCGACACCGCCCCCCUUAUUUAUUGCCCCUUCCCCAGGGGUUAUUUAUGACGGGAGACGCUCCUUUAUUUAUCUCGGGUAUUUAUGAGUUUCUAAUAAAGCUCCGAUGGAGACGA
Messenger RNA from Motacilla alba alba, 701 nucleotides. It is a transcript of the gene IL23A, whose product is annotated as interleukin 23 subunit alpha. The transcript is spliced from 4 exons. The coding region runs from base 26 to 580 and encodes 184 amino acids. The record is from RefSeq and is a predicted model, not a curated record. Gene Ontology annotation, cellular component: extracellular region; interleukin-23 complex. NCBI's taxonomy places the organism in Eukaryota, Metazoa, Chordata, Aves, Passeriformes, Motacillidae. Gene Ontology annotation, molecular function: cytokine activity. Gene Ontology annotation, biological process: immune response; positive regulation of T cell proliferation; positive regulation of T-helper 17 cell lineage commitment.